AUGAAAGUACUCCGUACUCAGAAGCCAUCGACAGCGUCCCUCCAGCCUGGGCAGCCGCUGAUUAUGGCAUCCUAUGGCCAGAACCUAGAUUGCUCUAUUGUUACUGUGGGGGAUGCAAAUGAAGAUCUCAGUUCUCAGCCGCAAACGAUGAGCAAAAGGCGUGACCCGCCACCAGUACUCUUUUUACAUCCUUCCCCAGGAGCAUCCCACGUCUCUUUGCCCAGCAUACUUGCACGAGGAGUAUCCGUCCCGGGCCCAUCCAGCACACGACGGGAGCAGGCUAAUCUCGAACGCAGUGCAUCUGUGCGGUCUGGCCUCGCUGUGCCAUGUGAUACGCAGCGAUCUGGACGUCCUCCACAUGAUGCAUCAAGCACCCGCCAUCCCGAUAGAGCUGAUGCACUUUGGACUGAGAUGCAGGCGACUCUGGAAGAGGUGGAACUUUCCGCCUCGGGGGGCACGCAUGUCUUUGGGCCUGAACACGAUAUCAAACUUGCAGACCUCCGAACCGCUCAGAUAGCGUUGGCACAGGCCUGGGCAAGGAGUGAAGCGGAUGAUGCAAUUGAAACAUCUGUUGAGGGGGGUAAUGUCCUCACUGCUGGUGGUAAAUUACGAAACCUUCAUGGUUUAGUGGCAGAUGCUCAGGGCACUCAUAGCAGAAGUAGAGCCGACACAGCCCGGAGCACGGUCGGGACGAUCAAUUUGCGACCAGAGAGCAGCGACGGAGGAGCUGACCUCCUCGGGAUGAAACUAGGUGAGGAACCAGCAGUGGACAUAUUACUCGCGAGGAAACGGCGUGAGGCCAACGACCAGUACUUUCAACGAGUCAGCAACGGAGUCAUUGACGUGGUUGCAAAGCUAGAAGAAGUCGCCAUAGCCAUGCGAGCAGUUGAGAUGGAGAGCAAGUAUGUAUGGAAUGAGAACUGA
Drechmeria coniospora is the source of this 924-nucleotide messenger RNA. RefSeq lists its product as uncharacterized. The transcript is spliced from 3 exons. The record is from RefSeq and is a predicted model, not a curated record. NCBI's taxonomy places the organism in Eukaryota, Fungi, Ascomycota, Sordariomycetes, Hypocreales, Ophiocordycipitaceae. The coding region runs from base 1 to 924 and encodes 307 amino acids.